Messenger RNA from Sceloporus undulatus (fence lizard), 5256 nucleotides. RefSeq names its product probable hydrolase PNKD. Gene Ontology annotation, molecular function: hydroxyacylglutathione hydrolase activity. Bases 11 to 1102 code for a protein of 363 amino acids. The transcript has 9 exons. Gene Ontology annotation, cellular component: mitochondrion. The record is from RefSeq and is a predicted model, not a curated record. NCBI's taxonomy places the organism in Eukaryota, Metazoa, Chordata, Lepidosauria, Squamata, Phrynosomatidae.
UGCGCAGAGCAUGGCAGGGCUGGCGCUGCUGCUGCUGCUGCUGCUGCGGAGGCUCCGUUCUCUGCUGGCGCUGCUGCUGGGCGCCUUCUCCUUUGGGGCCCUCCGCCGCCUCUGGCUCCGCUGCACCACCCCCAGCCCUCGGCCCAUGGCUCUGGCCGGACCCCUCCUCUUCCGCAUCGGGUAUAAUCUGUAUGCCCACACCCGGCUGGGCUACCUGUUCUACAAGCGGCAGGUGAAGAAAGCACGAGAGCGUUACCCCCAUGGGCACUCCCUUCCCCAACCUGUGGUGUUCACUGGAGCGAAGAUCCUGCCCAUCCCUGUUUUGUCCAAUAACUACAGCUAUCUUGUUAUUGACACUGGCUCCAAUUGUGCUGUAGUUGUGGACCCCUCUGACCCUUUGGCAGUACAGUCAGUAAUUGAGGAAGAAGGGGUGACGCUGGAGGCCAUCCUGUGCACUCACAAGCAUUGGGAUCACAGUGGGGGCAACGCAGCACUAAGACGACGGCACAGCUCCUGCAGAGUCUAUGGCAGUAGUUAUGAUGACAUCCCUGAGCUGACGGACCCCCUCUCAGACAAGGAGACCAUCACGAUAGGGCGCUUGAACUUCAAGGCCCUCUUCACUCCAGGACAUACUGUGGGGCACAUGGUCUACGUACUGGAUGGAAAGCCUUUUGAGGGGCCAGCCUCCCUCUUCUCUGGAGACCUACUCUUCCUCUCUGGCUGUGGGAGGAUAUUUGAAGGCACCCCAGAAACAAUGCUGGCAUCUCUAGACAUGGCAGCUGACCUUGCUGAAGAUACACUACUUUGGCCAGGGCAUGAGUAUGCUUUAGAGUGCCUCAUGUUUGCAAACCUUCUGGAACUGGAGAACCCAAUUCUGGUGCAGAAGUUACAGUGGGUGAAUCAACAGCGGGUUGAGAAAAGAAGCACGUGUCCUUCUACCAUAGGUGAGGAAAAACAGUACAAUCCCUUCCUGCGGACACACUGCCAGGCUGUGCAGGAUGCCAUGGGCUUGCAGCGUCAAGGAGAUGAGGACUGGGACAUCUUCCGGGCCCGAGUGCUGAAGGAAGUGCGACUGCGGAAGGAUGUCUACAAAGCAAACUAGCAGUGGAGAUGGUGCCAGGCUGGAGCAGGCACUGUUAUACCUGUAUGUAGGAUCCUGUCAGGGCCUCAGCAAGGAGUCUGGUCACAAAAUGGGCUGUGCUCUACUGAGGAAGGGUCUACUUGGAUGCUGAUGAAAUGAAUAUGAUAUGAAACGAGGUUCAGGCUGUGUUCUUGAGUCCAUCUCCAUCCUUCACAGAAAGCCUAGUUACCACUGCUGCUUAACUGCAUAAGCUGAAGAGUGGGACAUAACAUGCAGUCUUCCAGUCAAGGUGUCAUCUCACAGAAGCUGUAGUGGAUUUCUUCUUUUCUGAUAAAUCCCAGCAAGUGUCUGUGGCCUUCUUGUUUUGGAUCCCCUCUAUUGGGAAUGGUGGGAGCAAGAGAUGAAGAGGAGAUUCAGCAGCAUAGAUCAGAGCUUAGAAGAGAUGCUGAGAUCUAUUAUCUUUAACAUCACAUACAAUUUCAUAACAUGUUUCAUAAUUUCAUACACAGAUACAAAAUGUAUGCAUGUCUGUGUUUGAGUUUGUCUGUCAGUUGUUCACUCAGGUGGUGAUGAUGGGGAAAGGUAUAUCUUGGAUCUUGUUAUAAGCACAAUCACAGUUCUUUUUUGAGUUCUCUGGAGACACAGGUGAACCUUGAGGCCCUGUCUGGUCUUCCAACUCUUGUUUAGCACAGGAGAAGGGACCUUUGCCUUGCUUUUGAGCAGCUAAGACCACGUACUGCUGAAGAUUAUCUUCCUUCCUCACUUCUUUUCCAAUGCCUGUUACCUUUUCUUUUUUUAAAAAAACCUGUGUGUAUAGAUCAGGGCAUUCCUAGCAAGUAGACCAAGCAUGGAUUUAUGACCCAUGUUCUUGGAGGACACAUGUUUGGGCUUGUGGAGUUUCCAGAAAUUCUGAGCCACCUCUGAAAGCACAGUUUCUUGUAUAAGAGUUCAAGCCAAUAAUUGCUGUCUUUCCCACAAAUGCAGGAGAACUGACCAUAGAGAAGCAGGUUUUUUUUCUACUGAGAAUAUAUUACUUGUCACCUGAGGGUGGCUCUCAGUUGGAUUCAUGGUUUCUUUCUGCUGGUAUCAUAUGAAAAUUGCUUGCAGGAUGAUUGUACAUUGGUAUUGUAGGGGUGUUUAACUUAUGUUCAGUCCAUCUGGUUGGCAUUUGUGUGUAUUGCACUUUGGUUUCCUGUUACUUGUUACUAUUCAGUAGUAGAUCAGUAUAGUAAAGGGUUACCAUCAGGAGAGGAUGACAAAGUUAAAAGUUUGUUACUCUGAUAUUAAAUAGCCUAGGACAGCCUACCUCAGCUUGGUGCCAUUUAGAAGUCUUAGAUUGUAACUCCCCUCAUCCCUAGACAAUGUGUCCAGUGGCAGACAACAGGCUGAAGAAGGCUGAUAGGAAAUGACAUUAUACUGUUUAUUGUUUUGCAGUUCUUAUAUUUGUUUCACAUUUUGGCAGGGUUUACAUUUCAGUGUCUUCUCCAUCCUUCAGUCAACCAGUGUUUUUGAUGACUUGAAACACUUUUUUCUUAAAGAACAAAAUUGCUGCAGUGAAAUAUUACAAAGACUGCUGUUUCAUUUUGAUCUUUAUCUGUGCUAAAAUGACGAGGUUUUGUGGUUUGUGAAGAACAAAACUGAGAAUGAAAACUUUAAGAUGUCACAUACUAUUUGCUUUAACCUUAAGUUGGUGAGAGAUUCUUGAGAACCACUCAAAGGUUAAUAAUAAUUUUUUAAAAAUGUAAACCAGUCUUGUUCAUACUGUGAAAUGAUAUGUCCAGAGAUUUAACUCUGCCUGGAGGAAGAUAAUGCUAAGAGCUUGGAAAGUUUCUUUUUGGACAAAAACUCAGAAUUUCCUAGCCAGCAUGUUCACUAGCUAUAGUAACUCAAGGAUUUGGGGAGUUGUAGUAAAAAAAAAAAUGAGUAGGUUUGGAAACUCUGAUAAAAUGUGAGUACUUGUAGGCUGGGCCACUGAAGUCCAUUAGAUUUACACUACAACCUGUAGGUUUGGCAGGCGAAAUAAGGGACAUGGCUCCUAUAUAUGUAAUAGUGAUGUAGAAAAGGGAAUUUUUAAGUAAGUGGUGUUUGUUAUGCAGCACCUGCUGAGAAUCCUGCUUCUACAUAACCUUUAAAGGUACAGAGGCCCUGUCUAUUUUUUCACCUGGCAAGAUUAGCAGCCUGAAACACACACAAGAGUAGAUCCCAUCAAAAACAAGGGGCUUACUUCUGAGUAAACAUGCAUCUGUUUGCUUUAUUAAAUACAAAAACUGAAUGUUAUCAAGGAAAUGGUACUAUUCUGGACAGGCAUACUAUCAUGUUGAGUUGUGAGGUGACACAACCCAAUGAUUGUGUAAAAGAUACAUUUCAGCAAGUUUUGUUUGCAUGACAAUUCAAAGGACAGAAGUCCUGUCCCUUAUUUCACCUGGUAACCCUAAUAAUAGGCCUGUGUCUCCACCAUCUUGUUUGAAUGUGAAAUGAAAAUCAGGUAUGUACAUCUUCCUCAAGAUUUGUCCAGUUGCUCCUGGUGCAAGAAGUGGGCAUGUGUGGCCCUCAAGGCAUUUUUGGAUUGCAGACAUUGUUGAAUAGUGGUGAGGCAUGAAGAGAUUUUCAGUCUAACAAGAUCAAAAAGGCAACAUAUUCUUCAUUCCUGCCCUACUAUAAGAUUAUUUCAAGCAAAAAUACUAUCAAAGCAGUAAGCAGUAGGACAGCUCGGGCCUUCUCUAUAUAGAGGAGAGCAGCUUUCCCUGAACCUGUUGUGCUUUAGAUGCAUUGGACUACACUACCACCAUUCCAGCCAGCAUGGAUGUUUUGCGAUGAUGGGCACUAUAGUCCAAAGCAUCAGGAAGACACCAAGUGUGUGUGUAUCUGCUGAAUACAGCAGGGGAAGAGAACCUUUGACCCUGCAGAUGUUUCAAUCGGGAGUUUCCAUCUGCCCCACUCAGCAUCACCAGAUAAUAUAAGUGGCUAUGGGAAUUGCAGGUCAAAACACUUGGAGGGUUUACAUAUCCCUCAUCUCAGUGGUAGAGGCUACUGACUCUGGGUGAGGAUUUUGCACCCUGAGACACUGAAUGCAGCUGCUGUAUGCAUGUUUAUUUUGAAGGAAGCCCUGCUGUGUCCAGUGUGGCCUUCUCACCUGUUAAGCAGCCAUGAAGCUUGCAGCUUUUGAACUGAUUUUGGAAAGAGAAGUAGCCUUGGCUGCCCCAGAGUUGUUAUUUUAUUUUAUUUUUCUAGGAGAGACAGUCUUUUAAAUUAAGUGUUCUCCUCCCUUCCCCCAUAAAGAUUUCUUACUGCAUUUACAAGGACAGCUUAUAAACUGGUUUACCACACCCUUUUUGCCUCAGGAGAGGCAGUGCAAAGCCUCUGUGAAUUUUGAUUCCUGCAGAGUAGUUUAUCUGUCCUGUCAGUGAGGGUUGUGAGCAGUCACUUUCCUCUCCUCAGGCACAAACAAGGCCUUUGCUACCACAUAGAAGCCCAUUUAAGGGAUGAUGACGUUUGUACCAAAAUCUCCCAAGGUUUUAGAGAUUUGUAGUGGAUAUGGAACAAAGGAGAAAACCCAGUUUACAUAAAGGGAAUAGUUAGCUGUACCUCUCUUCUCAUGGUUGUAAUAAACUGCUUUUUUUCUAGUCUCUCUCUUUAAGGACACAAUAUCCUGGUAGACGGAGUUGAGAAGCAACAUUGAGCCAAAAGAGCUCCUCUCUCCAGCAGCAGCCAAUAAUGUUUGGUCUGUCUGAUGUUUUGGACUGUAAUUUCCAUAAUCCUUUACUCUUGAUGACGCUAGGAUUUCUGGGAACUGAUGUUCAGAAAGUCAAGUUCCCCAAGUCUGCAUUCCAGUCUUGAAGUAGUCCAUAGUUGCCUUGCAUAUGUGUCCUGGCUGUCUCCUAUUAAAAACGGGAAGUCAGCAUCUAUUCCCUCAGUUAUGGACCUGGAGACCCUUAGCAGAUGUGUGUUAAUGGAGCACCAGAUAGGCAAUUACACAAAGUGGGAUGUAUGAUUCUUAAUUCUUGUGACUGUUGUUCACUGUUUACAACAUGGACACUUGAGCCAGGCAGGGGUGUGUGUUUAACUAUGGACAAUGUGAAGCUGAACCCAGCAUACUGGUUGUGGCCCAGUAUCUUUGUGGCACACACUGGAUUCUCUUUUCGUUUAAGACUAACAAUAAAUGGAUUUGGGUUGUU